CGCGGACGAGUCAGCACGGGGUCGCCGUCGAUGCGGGCGUGUGUGCGUGCGUGUGUGCGCGUGUGUUCGCGUGCGCGAGUGUGGCAGUGAUAGUGACCUCCGUGAUGCCCUGCGAGCACGAUGGCGCCGACAGCGGUCCUGCUGCAGCAGGCCCUGAGUGCUCUGCUCCUGCUCGUUGUCCUCAGUGCGCUGCAGAGCGACUGUCUCCAGCUGUGUGCCGACCGGUGUCCCUUCCAGAACAAAACAGACGAUGGCCUCCUGGACGCGGCCGGCUGCGGCAGCGAAUGCAGAAUAGAGCAGUGCGGCUUGGGUUGCCGCUCCUGGCAGGACGCGCUGCAAACCAGCUGCCAGACAGUCUGCAACGGAACGCAAGAGCUGCUGCUGCCCAAAGAGCUGUACUGCGUCAUGGGCUGCAACGACGCCGUCAACACGUACUUCCAGCGGCUUAAAGAGGAGAUCGGCGUGCCCCCGGCGCCGGCGCUGGUGGCGGACAGCUUGACGUCACACUCGCUGAGCUUGGAGUGGGACGGCUCCGUGGACGGCUCGCGCUUCGCCAACGUCAGCUACCUGGUGCAGUGGCGGUACGAGGAGCUGGCCGCCGCCUGGCAGUACUGCCGCAACCAGUCCUGGGGGCCGCACGCCACGGCGCACGUGGACAACCUGCAGCCCUACAGCAAGUACAGGUUCCGCGUGGCGUUGCUGCUGCCGGGCGGCCACAGCGGCGGGGAGCUGGUGGUGAGCGCCCCGUCCGUGGUCAUCAGCACGCUGGCCAGCGGGGUGCCGUCGUCGCCGCCCACCAUCACCAGGGCCACGGCCGUGGACUGGGGCCGCGUGAGCGUGUCCUGGACGCCGGGCCGCUUCCCCAACGGCCCGCUGCUCUCCUACGUGCUCCACGUCUCGGAGCUGCCCGCCGGCUACUCGGCGCUCAAGGAUGUCCCCGCGUCGGAGAGCCCCGACUUCUACAUGUUCCAGAACCUGCUGCCCGGCCGCAACUACAGCGUGUCCGUGGCCAUGCGCAACGGGGUGGGCGAGGGCCCGGCGGCUACGGCCGUGGUGAGUACGCCGCCGCAGCCCGAGCCCGCCGUCCUGGACGACAAGAAGCAGCCCGCCCUGGUGCUCGCCGCCAGCCGCACUGUCACCAGGCAGUCCGCCGACCUGCUGGACGAGCCCGUGGUCGUGUACCGCGCCCAGGGCACGCACACCAUCACCGGCCUCGCCCUACACGUGGCCAAGCGGCUGCUGUUCGUGUCCGACUCGAGCGGCGUGGUGUGGCGCGCGUCCCUGGACGGCGAGGACGCCGCCGUGGCCAUCCUCCGGCCCACGCAGAGCCGCGUGCUGCCGCAGGCCCUCAGCGUGGACUGGCUCAACGACCUGGUGUACAUGGUGGGCCAGCUGGUGCAGGAGGGGCAGGACGCGGCCCCCACCUGGCAGGUGUCGCGCGCCUCGCUGGACGGCCGCGGGCUGACGGUGGCCGUCGCGGGGCUGCCGUCGCGGCCCCUCCACGUGCAGGUCGACCCCUACAACGGCUUCCUCUUCUGGGUGCUCGGCGGCCCGCGCGGCGGCCUGUACCGCCUCGACCUGGCUGAAGUGAGCAACGGCAUCAAGCACGAGACCAAGCCCUCCGUGCUGCUCGAGGACCCGCACCUCGGCGCCUUCGUCGUGGACCACGCCAACUUCCGCCUGCUCGUGCCGCACCACGCCAACAACACCGUGCUGGCGGUGUCGCUGGACGGUCGCGAGGUGGCGGACCUGCGGCGCAACACGCAGCAGGCCAUGUUCCGCAACGUGGUGUCGCUGGCCAUGGCGGGCGGCCUCUUCUUCUGGACCAACGGGCGCGAGGUGCUGACCGAGGAGUACCACGCGGGCCAGGACGCCUACUUCCACAACACGUACCCCAACCCGGCGGACCGCUCCUUCGUGUCCGUGUGCGUCGACGGCGCCGCAGCGCAGCCGGUGCCCGUGCCCGUGAACCCGCCCAUCGCGGUGCAGGCCGUGCUGGGCGCCGCGCUGGCCAAGGCGUCCUGGCGGGCGCCGCACCUUCUGGGCGGCCAGGGCCGCGGCGCGUGGCAGGACUGGUCCUACAUCCUGAGCGUGCGCGACGAGGCCCGCGGCGACACCCUGGAGCACCGCGACGUGAACGCCACCUGGUGCACGGUGCACGGCCUGCGCGAGGACACGCCGUACGUCGUCAAGGCCGCAGCCUACACCUCGGCCGGCGUGGGCCCCUGGAGCAGCGAGUUCCGCGCGCGCACCCUCCGCAGCUACCCGCCGCCCGCCACCGUGCUGUGGUCCGCCGCCGAGGGCCUGCUGCGCUCCGACGUGACGGCGGACCGCGUGGAGGUGCUCGUCGACGCCAACAGCCUCCGCGACGCCCGCUCCGCCGCGCCCUUCCACGCCGCGGGGCUGGCCUGGUGGCGCGACCGCGUGUACCUGGCCGCCAACACGUCCAUGGUGUACGUGUACAACCUGACGAGCCGCGAACUGGCGCGCCUCCCGCACCUGGACAACGUGGGCAGCAUCGCCGUGGACUGGGUGGGCCAGCGGCUCUACUGGUCCAACCCCAAGCAGCAGCUGAUCACGCGGGGCAACCUGCUCGGCGGCCAGCAGGAGCCGCUGCCCAUCCUGACGGUGGCCAAGGAGCUGCUGGUGGACGCGGCCAACGCCUUCCUGUACUGGUCCACUGGUCACGGCGUGGAGAGUGCGCGCCUCAACGGCAAGGGGCGGCGCACCUACUACCCAGCGGAGCUGUUUUCCGGCAAGCACGUGAUGGGGCUGACGCUGGCGCCCGACUCGCAGUCCCUGUACUGGGUGGUGCGCAGCUAUGAGGGCUCCGCGUUGUUCAGUGCCCCGACGGCCGACGCGCUCCGCCUGCCGCCCGGCAAGGCGGUGGAGCCCACGCAAGUGGCGCAGCUCUUCGUGGGCAUGCAGGGCCCGCUGUGCUACUUCAGCCACCACCUGCUGUGGCUGCAGGACGACCGCAACGCCGUCAUCGGCGACCUCAGCGGCCAGAACGCGGCCAUCAUCAGCGGCGGCGGCACCAGCCUCUCGCACCUGCACACCGUCGCCGUGCAGGACCCCGACCAGCAGCGCGUGCCCGGCGACUCGCCAGCGGACGUGGACGUGAUCCCCAAGGCCGUGGCGCAGUCCUCCAUCCGCGUGUCCGGGUCGUGGGAGUCGUUCAACAUCUCUUGGAACGCCGUGACCAACGUCAACUACGGCCAAGUUUUCUACGAAGUCAAAAUCCGCGAUGGCACCGGCAAGGAGAUGACGCAAGAAACGAUGCACGUCUCAGUGCGCUGCUGCGGCGGCCAGCCCCCGCCCUACACGGAGCUGGACGUGACGGUGCGGGCCUUGACGUUCUGGGGCGCGGCCCCCGCGGCCAGGGCGCGCCUGCACAGCCCCGCGGCGCGGCCCAGGGAGCCCCACAACCCGCGUGUGUUCGUCACGUACCAGCCCGGGCCCCGCCGGUGGCACCACGACGCCACCAACAUCACGGCCUUGUUCAGGUGGGACCCACCGCGCCAGCCCAACGGCCCCGUCCACAAGUACCUCGUCAAGUACUGGUACUCACGGCCCGUCGGCGACCUCCACAUGUGCGAGCCCGUCGUGCUGCCCGCCGACAAGCUGGAGUAUGAGGCCACCGUCCUCGAGCACAACUGUACUUACUACUUCCAGGUCCAGGCCUUCACGGAGGCGGGGAGCGGCGCCCCCAGCCACCCCGUGUCCGCCAACACCGGGGCCGAGCGCCCCGUGCCGCGACUGCUGCUCGCCACCGUGCACGCCCUCAUGCUGGAGGACUGCGACCGCCGCGCCGAGACCACGCUGCUGCGAGCGACCGCCACCCCCAUCGACCUCACCUUCCUGCACAGCAAGGCGGCCGAGGGCCAGGGCCGCGUGCUUUGGCUCAGCGAAACGCAGGAGCUCAGGGCGGCCUCCUUCGACGGGAGGAACAAGACCAAGCUGGCGGGGCUGUCCGGCGCGGCCCUGAGCGUGGCGGUGGACUGGGUGGGGCGCGCCGUGUUCUGGUCCGAGCUGGACGAGUCGGCGGGCGGCUCGGCGUCCGUGGUGCGCAGGCUGCAGCUCGACAGGGACUCCGCCACCCCCGUGACCCCCGUGACCGUGCUGCGCAGGGAGGGCGUCGUCCGCCAGCUCGCCGCGGCGCCGCUCAACAGCACGCUGGUGUGGGUGGAGGACGGCGUGCUCAUGGCCAGCGGCCUGGACGGCUCCUCGCCGAGGCGCUUCUUCUCCAGGACCGCGUCCCUGGAGCGGCGCCGCCGCGCGUGCACCUGCCCGGCCAGCACGCGCGUGGGCCCCGCCCUGUCGCUGGACCACUCGGACGCGGGCCGGCCGCGCGUCGUGUGGGUGGACGAGGGCCGCGGCGGCGACGUGGUGGCCGCCGACCUGGACGCGUGCGCCUGCUCCGUGCUCGUCAACGCGCGCGCCCUGCGCGAGGCCGGGCUGGAGGCGGGGCUGCCGCCCAGCGCCGUGGCGGCGGACGGCGAGCGCGUGUACUGGGCCAACGCCUCCCUGGGCCGCGUGUACUCCGCGCCAAAGGCCCACGACGCGCACGCGGUGCACGCGGUGCACGCCGUGGGGCUGCAGAUCCAGGCCCCGCAAGGCGCACAGACGUCGCACGGCCUCACGGCCAGGGAGCUGAGCGGCGUGCGGAGGAUCGCCGCCCUGGGCUCGCACCUCCAGCCCUACCCCGCGGAGCACUGCCUGACGCCCAGCCAGCCAGCCGGGGCCGUCAUGCUGGUGGCCAGGAACUCCACCUCCGUGCGGCUGAGGCUGCCGACGCCGCUGCGGCCGCCACAGUGCAGGGGCGUGUCGCUGGCGCCCGUCAUGUCCACUCUGUACCACGGCCGGCCCCAGGACUGCGGCGCGGACAGGGCGCGCUGCGACGUGACCGUCACCUACGACGACGAGGUGGAGGUGUCGGGGCUGGAGCCCUUCACGGAGCACGUGUUCUUGGUGGCGCAGGCCAACUUCUACACAGGGCAGCGGGCCGUGGUCCCAGGGCCCACCGUCGUCUUCCAGACAGCAGCAGGAGCCCCGUCGCCGCCUCGAGACGUGCGCCUCCGCGCCGAGGACCCCAGCACGGUGCGCGUCUGGUGGCGUUCCCCCGAGCGCCUGCACGCCGAGUCCGUGUGGUACGAGCUGCACUGGCGCGCCGAGGGCCCGCGUGGGACAUCCGGGCAGGACGUCGUCCCGGACCAGGGCGGCAAAGACCUGCACACGGCCACCCUGACCAAGCUGGCGGCCGGCCAGACCUACGCCGUGUGGGUGCGCGCGCACGCCCACGCCAACGCGCUGGGGCAGGACGACGAGGCCGCGCACUCAGACAGCGCCGUGGCCGUGGUGCGCACACUGCCGGAGCCCGGGCCGCUGCGUCUGGUGGUCACCACGCCGUACUCGCUGACGGUGUCCUGGAGCGACGUGCCCGCCAACGCGUCCCUGCAGAGCUGCGCCCUGCAGUACUGCGUGACGGGCACCUCGGCCUGCCGCACCGUGGCCCUGUCGCAGCCCGACGGCACCCCCGUGCUCGUGCAGGGGCUGCAGCCCAAGACCAACUACACCAUGCGGCUGGAGCUCACGUUCCCGCACUCGACGCAGACCUUCCUGUGGCCCGGCGACGCGCGCUUCACGUUCCAGACGCACGGCGACCGGCCCAGCCCGCCCGGCACCCCCAUCAUCCAGCACCUGCACCGCGCCGUGUACCAGGUGACGUGGCUGCCGUCCGAGCCCAACGGCGCGCCCGUCGAGGCGUACACGCUGCAGGGCUGGGUGCGCCGCAAGUCCGCGCACAACGAGCUGGACCUGCAGGACAAGCAGGACGCCGAGUGGCCGCCGCGCAGCCGCAGGCAGGCGGACCCGCAGGCGGACUCCGCCUCGGACCUCGCCCAGCCCGACGAGCCGCUGUGGGAGACGUUCUACAACGGCUCGGACAACUUCUGGAUCAUGUCGGAGCUGGGCGCGGGCGCGCUGCUGGGCGCGCAGUUCGUGUUCCGGGUGCGCGCCCUCAACGAGCACGGCUGGAGCAACUGGAGCGCCGAGUCGCGGAGCUUCGACCUGAGCGAGGCGGCCUUGCUGGCGGACCAGCAGGAGCUGGGCGUCGUCCUGGGCAUCGCCAUCCCCGGCGUCAUCGCCUUCUGCUUCGUGGCCGCCCUCAUCUUCCUCUGUGUGAACCGGCGGCGGGAGCAGGAGAAGAAGGCCCUGCAGGCGUCCGGGGCGGUGGGCGCGGCGGGCGUGGGCGGCGUGGGCGGCCACGGCGGCCACGGCGCGCUGGACGUGGAGCUGGCCACGCUGAGGGAGCUGCCUCGGCGCGGCAACUUCAUCCACCGCACCAACACGCUGUACUCGGCCUACCCGGCCAGCAACCCGCCGGACGGCCCCACCGACGAGGAGGUGGCCCUACUGCCGCACAUCCGACGGCACCAGAUCACCCUCACCAAGUUCCUGGGCAGCGGGGCCUUCGGGGAGGUGUUCGAGGGCAACGCCAGGGACCUCGCCGACGGCCAGGGCGUCAUGCGGGUGGCGAUCAAGACGCUCCGGAAGGGCGCCACGGAGCUGGAGAAGUCCGAGUUCUUGAAGGAGGCGCAGCUCAUGAGCCACUUCAAGCACGCGCACAUCCUGGAGCUGCUGGGGGUCUGUCUGGACAACGACCCCAACUUCAUCAUCAUGGAGCUCAUGGAGGGCGGCGACCUGCUCAGCUACCUGCGGUGCCGCCGACCAGCAGCGAACGCAGGGUCGGGGCUCUCGCUGCAGGACCUGCUGGGCAUGUGCGUGGACGUGGCGCGGGGCUGCCGCUACCUCGAGGAGAUGCACUUCGUGCACCGCGACCUGGCGUGCCGCAACUGCCUGGUGGCCAGCCUGGACGGCGGCCUGGACAGCGGUGCCAGCGGCCGCAUCGUCAAGAUCGGCGACUUCGGCCUGGCGCGCGACAUCUACAAGAACGACUACUACCGCAAGGAGGGCGAGGGCCUGCUGCCAGUGCGCUGGAUGGCGCCGGAGUCCCUGAUGGACGGCGUGUUCACGUGCCAGUCCGACGUCUGGGCCUUCGGGGUGCUCGUCUGGGAGGUCAUGACCCUCGGGCAGCAGCCCUACCCCGCCAGGACCAACAUCGAGGUGCUGCACUACGUCCGCGGCGGCGGCCGCCUCGGCAGGCCCAGCAACUGCCCGGAGGACCUGCACCAGCUCAUGCUGAAGUGUUGGCUGUAUGCGCCCGAGGCGCGGCCCACCUUCAAGUACUGCCUGCAGAUCCUGGAAGACCUGAAAGCCAAGAGCCAGUCACUUCCGAUCCCGCCCCUAAAUCUAGUCAAUGGUGGUGUCGCCAAUCGAGGUUACUUCGAGGACGAGAACCACAACAGCUCGGGCGACUCCUGGAAGACGGGCAGCGACGGCGGCAGCCGCGAUCGGGUGCCGUUCCUGCAGACCAUCCCGCAGACCAUCCCCAAGUACCUGGAGCUCAUCUACGACGGCGCGGCGGAGGAGCGGGCCGGCGACGGCUACGAGGUCCCCGUCGGGAUGCCCAGGCCGGUGACGGAGUACUCGAACCUGCCGCCAGCACCGCCAGCGUGCCCAGACACGACGCUCACGCCCGGGACCAGCUGACAGCAGGGCCGCCGCUAGUCGCUUUUGUUUCUUUUUUGUUUUCUGCUGGUGUACUUUGAGUCUGCAAUCCUGACGAAAGCUCAACAGGUUGGCAACGGCGGUUCGGGCGGGAAAAUUUCCAAAAUUGCAAUAAAAUGAAUCCUCUCUAGGAUGAUGCCCUGUGCGAUGGCGAAGCGUGCAUGCCAUCCCCAACGCUAGUCAAUCUCUUACAACAUACGAAAUGUAUAAUUUACCUUUCGCGUCUGAAACGAAUCAGUAUUGUUUAUUUAUGCCAUUCGUUAUAAGUGUUGUAUUUAUGUACUGUAUUUAGGCACAACAAGCGUAUUUGUGCCUUACUUUUUUUCGAUGAGACCAAAGUGCAAUAUGUGUAAAGUAAGUUAAGGAAAAUCGCUAAUGUAGGGUAAGAGUCUUCCAUUCCAAGGAUCAAAACCCAGUAACAUUUAGUGAUCAGUUUGCAUAGCCUACCCAAUCAUAAUUUUUUGUGUUUCUGUUACUUCUUAUUUCAUUCUGCUAUGUUUCAUUUCUUUUUAAACUGAUCACAAAAGGUUGUGUGUUUGUCCAAGAGUUUGUAAGUUUAUGUAAAUCUUGUUAUAUGUACUAUGAAAAUUGUAUAAAAUGUUAAUGUGUACAUAUUUUAUAUUAAUUUAAAACAAAUUUGUUGUAAAUUAUACCAGUGAAACUUUGCAUUUACUGCAGGUAUAGAGUUGUUCCUGAGAAAUUUUAAUAAACAUGGCAAGGCUGACUAAUGCUGCGCUUGAUAAAUCAA
Molecule: messenger RNA, 8377 nt
Organism: Thrips palmi
Lineage: Eukaryota; Metazoa; Arthropoda; Insecta; Thysanoptera; Thripidae
Gene: sev
Product: proto-oncogene tyrosine-protein kinase ROS
Exons: 21
Coding region: 121-7611 (2496 amino acids)
Biological process (GO): regulation of TOR signaling; multicellular organism development; protein phosphorylation
Cellular component (GO): membrane; signaling receptor complex
Molecular function (GO): protein binding; ATP binding; transmembrane receptor protein tyrosine kinase activity
Source: RefSeq, a predicted model, not a curated record